Messenger RNA from Argentina anserina (silverweed cinquefoil), 1099 nucleotides. RefSeq lists its product as uncharacterized. The coding region runs from base 133 to 783 and encodes 216 amino acids. Lineage: Eukaryota; Viridiplantae; Streptophyta; Magnoliopsida; Rosales; Rosaceae. The record is from RefSeq and is a predicted model, not a curated record. The transcript has 3 exons.
AGAGAGAGAGAUGGAAGCAAAUAUGAGAAGUGGGUGGUGAAUAUAAAGAGCUUGUUGCAUAGCUCAAACCACCUCCUUCUCUUCUUCAACUUUCAUUCUAGAGAGAGAUAGAAAGAGAGAGAGACUGAGAAGAUGGGAAAUUGUCAAGCCAUAGAUGCAGCAACUUUGGUGAUACAACAUCCAAAUGGGAAGGUUGAGAAGUUAUAUGGGGUAGUGAGUGCUAGUGAGGUUAUGAAGAUGAACCCUGGUCAUUAUGUUGCUCUUCUCAUCUCUACCACCCUCUGUCCCUCAUCAAAUCCCAAAUCCAAAACCAAUGCUCCUGAUCAAAAUAAUGGCGACGAUCAUAUUCACAAGAAUUCUGACACGACCAAUGAGAAGAAGACUGCUUCUACUACUGGUUCUGUUCGAAUCACACGCAUCAAGCUUCUCAGACCGACCGAUACUCUUGUUCUUGGCCAAGUUUACAGACUCAUCACCACUCAAGAGGUUAUGAAGGGUCUGUGGGCUAAGAAACAAGCAAAGGGGAAGAGAUCAAACCAGUUUGAGCCACUAACAGCAGAGAGGUUGCAGAGAGAGACAGCAGCAGCAGCUAGCAGAAGAUCUGAGGCUGCAUCUGAGCUGUACAAGGACAACAACCAGGUGAUGACUAAGACUGAUAGACACCACCACCGACCCAGAACAUCAUCCUCAUCGUCAGGCAGUAGCAGCAGUCAGCCUGCAGCAACAGCCAGACCAAGAACAUGGCAACCUUCAUUGCAAAGCAUCUCAGAAUCUGCAAGCUGAUGAUCAUGGAGAUGAUGAUGUGCGUGUUCAAUCGUCGGCCGCAUGAUGCGUGAGCGACAGUGGAGCAGCAGUAAUGGUUCAGUACUCCACCUACAGAUGAUCUCAGCCUUCUUGAUGAACAUGUGAAAAUCGACAUCCGAAGGAGGAUGGUAAACGACUAGGUGAUCAUAAACUUAUUACGCUCAGGUGAAGAAACCUGAAUAAGUUGUGUAUAGCAAAAGGGUGGCAGUCUCUAGGUAGUAGCUAUAUGACUGUAAGAGAGCUUUUCUUUAAAUGAAAGUUUACUUCAAGAAGAAAACUACUAUGGUUUUAAUUG